AAAAGCUAGCUAGCAUUGCACAGCACAUGAAAGUUCUAGCAGAUUUCACUGGGAAGGACCUCUAGCGAUAAUUAUGCAAGUGCCCUCUGAAUCCGUUUGGAAUGCUUGUUUUAACGAGCAGAAAUUUGAAAGUUUGUUUUGUGUUAUGCUGCUUAUAAAGCAUUGCAAACAACGGGAGGAAUGAUUGGAUUUUCCGCUUGCCUGACGUAAGUUUUGUAUCAUGUGGUAGUGUUGUGAAAGCGGAAACAAUUGAAGGAAGUACUGUCAAGUGAGGAUGAACCCCGGGGAGUAAUAUGUCAAUCAAUUUACGUCAGUAUAAAGAAGAUGAUAAGUUGGCUCUGUCAGAACGGUUCACAUUUGCUAGUAUUCUAAAAGUGUUUUGUGGCACAAGUUCACUGUAGUGGGGGCGGCCGCCGGCCAUGACUUGAGCGCAGCAUGGUGGAGCUCGGCGUGCGCGUGGUGCGCGGCCCGGACUGGUGCUGGGGGGAGCAGGACGGCGGCGAGGGCCACGCGGGCACCGUCGUCGAGGUGGGCCGCACUGGCUCCGGCACCUCCCCGGAGGGCACUGUCGUCGUCCAGUGGGACGCGGGCAUGCGCACCAACUACCGCACCGGCUACCAGGGCGCCUAUGACCUGCGCGUCGUCGACAACGCGCCCGCAGGUGUGAGGCACCCGAACAUAAAGUGCGACGCGUGCUUCAAGCACGGCAUCCGUGGGAUGCGGUGGAAGUGCGUCCAGUGCUACGACUUUGACAUCUGCACCCAGUGCUAUAUGGCCGACAAGCACGACACGGACCACGCCUUCGAGAGGUUCGAGACCAACAGGUCUGUCGGGGUGGACAUGCCUCCUCGCAAGGGAGGUGUGAAGCUUCAGCUGAAGGGUAUAUUCAUCGGAGCCAAAGUGGUGAGGGGGCCGAGCUGGGACUGGGGAAAUCAGGACGGAGGAGAAGGGAAGACCGGUAGAGUGAUCGACAUCCACGGCUGGGACAACGAAUCGGGACGGUCGGUGGCGAACGUGACGUGGACGUCGGGCUCGACCAACGUGUACCGUGUCGGGCACCGCGGCAAGGUGGACCUGAAGUGUGUGCAGGAGGCAUCGGGAGGUUCCUACUACAGGGACCACUUGCCCGUGCUCGGAGCUGUGGUAGGCAUUUGCCGUUCGAGUCCAAACGGUGGUACUGUAGUGGCCCCGAGGCGACACCUGACAUUCAAUGUCGGCGAGCGUGUCAAGGUCACGUUGGAUGUGGCCUCCCUUAAGCAGCUGCAGGAAGGCCAUGGAGGAUGGAAUCCACGCAUGGCCAAUUACAUCGGUACAGUCGGGACCGUGCACCGGGUGACGGAGCGCGGGGAUAUCCGCGUGCGCUACGAGGGCUGCAACAACCGCUGGACGCUGCACCCGGCGGCGCUCACCAAGGUGAACACGUUCGCCGUGGGCGACACGGUGCGCGUGAAGGACGACUUGGCACUGGUGCGCGAGUACCAGAAGGGCCACGGGGAAUGGAGUGAGGCGAUGCGACCGGCGCUGGGGAAGCUGGGGCAGGUGACGCGCGUGUACGGAGACGGGGACCUGCGAGUCUGCGUCGACAACGAGACGUGGACUCUGAACCCGCAGUCCGUCACGCUGGUGACUGCCGUCGACAGCGAGCUCAGCAACACGAUGGGAGGCCGGAGUGCCGACAGGCAGGACCACGCCAGCCCGCUGGCGGCGCUGCUGCAGGACCUGGUGGUGGAGCAGGCGGCUGGCAGCAUCGACCGGCUGGUGAGGGAGGCCGCCCAGGGCCACGCCGACACCGUCCGGGACUUCAUCACCAGCUUCCCCGACAAGGUGGACGGCAAGAGCGGCGGCAAAACUUGCCUGCAGGUCGCGUGUCACCAGGGCCACACGGAGCUGGUGACGAUGCUACUGGACGCGGGGGCGUCACUUGUGCUGCCGGACGACGAGGGUGAUACCGCGCUCCACUACGCGGCAUUUGGCAAUCAGCCUGAGAUAAUGCAGCUGCUCCUGUCGAGAGGUGCGGACAUCGAUGCUGUGAACAGAGGUCACUGCACCGCGCUGCACGUAGCAGUCAACAAGCAACACGCGCAGUGUGUGUCUGAGCUGCUGAAGAAGGGCUGCAACGUCAACAUUCAGGACCUGUACGGAGACACCGCCCUGCACGACGCCAUCUGCAAGGAGAGUGCCGAGAUCACCGACAUGCUGUGUGCGGUGCCGAACAUCGACUUCACGCUGCGCAACCGCCGAGGCUUCAACGUGCUCCAGCACGCUGCCCUCAAGGGGAACAACUUUGCUACCGAGAGGCUGCUGCAGCGUGCCCGCCAGAUGGUGGACGUCAAGAAGGACGACGGCUUCGCAGCACUGCACCUGGCCUGCCUCAACGGACACCGCGCCGUCGCGGAGACUCUGCUCUCGCUCGGUCGCGCCGACGUCGGGUUGCGCAACAAUCGCAGGCAGACGGCGCUCCUGCUCGCAGUGUCGCAGGGUCACUGCUCGGUGGUGGAGCUGGUGGUGUCGACGGGCGGCGACGUCAAUGCGGAGGACGAGGACGGCGACACGGGGCUGCACCUGGCACUGAUGAAGCGCGCGUCCAUCUGCACGCAGAUCCACGAGCUGGAGGCGCCCGCCAUCUACGGGAUCUACACGCAGCUGCUGCAGGCGCAACGGGUGGAGGAGGAGAGCCCGGUGGCGCUGGCCAUCGCGUGCUACCUGGUGCAGGAGGGCUGCAGCCUGAGCAAGAGGAACCACCGCGGCAAGAGCCCGCUCGACCUGGUCGCCGGCAGCCCACACCUCGCCGACCUGCUCCAGGCCUACAACGUGCAGGGCCAGCCCGCGCCCGCCGCGGCCGCCACCGCCAGCCCCAAUGGCACAGCAGGAAUGAGCGGUAGCAGCAGCAGCAGCAGCAGCAGCAGCAGCAACAGCAGCAGUGCCGGCCACGCCCACCGCAGCACUGCGGCUGCGAGGCAGGCCGACAGCUCUGCACAGCCGCAGCCGCAGCCGGCGGCCGCCGAGCGGGCUGACGACGUGGCGGCCCGCGGCACUCGGCCCGCGCUGAACUGCACGGCCGCUGGUGCGGCGACAGUCGUGGACCAGCCGGGUCGCAGCGCGACCCCCGACGCGACUGCCUCGCCGGCCGCCGCCGCCAGCCCGCACCCCCUGCAGGGUGUGCCGGCGCGUCCGCACUCGGCGCCUCCCGCGCCACCCCCACAGGCCGUUGAGGCGCGGGCCCAGAGCCACGGCCACAGCGCGCCCCCACCUGUCGAGUGCGCCGUCUGCUCCGAGCUCGGAGACGAGAACGUGCGGUUCGAGCCGUGCGGGCACCGCGUCACCUGCGAGGAGUGCGCCUCGCGCGUCAAGAAGUGCCUCCGCUGUGGACAGGUGGUCAACAAGAGGAUCACCAGCGACGGGCGCACCAUCGCCUGCAAGUCAAGACACCCGAGUGCCGAGAGACUGCGCUACCUCGAGUCGAAGAUCGCCGAAAUCGAAGAGACGCACUGCUGCUCCAUAUGCAUGGAGCGGCGGCGCAACGUCGCCUUCCUGUGCGGACACGGUGCCUGCGCGCCCUGCUCGGCCACGCUGCGCACCUGCCACAUGUGCCGCAAGACCAUAACGCGCAAGAUAAACCUGUACUAGGCUGCCCGCCUCGGGACCGUGACGCGGAAGACUGGAGCUCGGCCGAGACUACGACGUACGGCGAAAACCUGUACCGGGCCACCUGCCACGUGCGUCGUGUGACUGUAGAGCGAGAGGGAAUCGGUGCCGGGGUCGUGUCACGGGCGUCGCAACUCUGUAACGUCGGAGAUGAACCUGUACGGGCUACCCGUCACGUAUUCCACGAGACAGUUGCGUCCUGCCAGCUUCUACCGAUGAAGGCCUGCGGGUAGAGUCUACAGUGGCCCGGUGCGUCACCAGGCGACAGAAACGAUUGCGGUGCCCAACUCGUGCCGGCACUGCAAGCUGCUGCAUGCGGGCUUACCAUGUACCCAAUAGCCAUAUGAUGUGCUGAAGUGAGAAAGAAUAUUUACGUGCCAAAUACCACAUACUUUCACAGCAGAGAUACAGCUGUGCGUUGCCAUGUUAAAUGAAGUUCUCUCCAAUUGUUAAAGCUAUGAAGCAGCUGCUUUCUCCGGUGAAAAGUCUGUCACACGCAGUUGUUUAAACUGUAAUGAUGUACUAAAAGGUAGUUAUAAAUGUUACUGCAGAUUGGCAUCAAAGAUUGUUUUUUUGAAACAUGGAAUUUGUUACCGACAAUACAAAAUUGAUGUUGUACUUGAAUAAGUAUUAUAUAUCUCUCAUUCCUAUUCACCAUCGGGUAAUAAAAGAAAAUGUAUGGAAAAAUCA
This is a messenger RNA of Schistocerca gregaria, 4335 nucleotides long. RefSeq names its product E3 ubiquitin-protein ligase MIB2 (gene mib2). Gene Ontology annotation, cellular component: cytoplasm. The transcript has 19 exons. Bases 436 to 3627 code for a protein of 1063 amino acids. The record is from RefSeq and is a predicted model, not a curated record. NCBI's taxonomy places the organism in Eukaryota, Metazoa, Arthropoda, Insecta, Orthoptera, Acrididae. Gene Ontology annotation, biological process: protein ubiquitination. Gene Ontology annotation, molecular function: ubiquitin-protein transferase activity; protein binding; zinc ion binding.